UCGUCACUCGUAUCAGCUCACUCCGUUGCAUGAGAAGCAUUCGAAACGACAUCGCUGUCUUUCAGUCAAGCCCAAGUGUAACCAACGUCUCUGCUCUAGACUCUCCUCAUCCGGGCGCGUCAGCGUUGAACCAGAGGACACCGGCUCUGUGACAGACACAUUGAAACAUGGGAAGUCUCGAUGACAUCGAUUUGACGGCCUUGAAAGACCCGACAGGAAUAUUCGAACUGAUUGAAUGCGUCGGCAAUGGAACUUACGGGCAAGUCCACAAGGGACGACACAUUCAUACGGGACAACUGGCAGCUAUCAAGACCAUGGACGUGACAGAGGACGAAGAGGAGGACAUUCGUUUGGAGAUAAACAUGUUGAAAAAGUAUUCGUAUCAUCCCAACAUUGCCACAUACUAUGGAGCAUUUGUGAAGAAAGGACAACCAGGACACGAAGACCAACUAUGGCUGGUUAUGGAAUAUUGUGGUGCUGGAUCAGUAACCGAUUUAGUUCGAAGUAUGAAGACACGUUCGCUCAGAGAGGAAUGCCUGGCGUAUAUCUGUCGAGAGAUUUUGAAGGGUGUGAGUCAUCUGCACAAGAACAAAGUGAUUCAUCGUGAUAUUAAGGGACAGAACGUUUUGCUUACAGAAAAUGCUGAAGUGAAAUUGGUUGAUUUUGGAGUCUCUGCUCAGUUGGAUAGAACGAUUGGCAAACGAAACACAUUUAUUGGAACUCCGUACUGGAUGGCACCAGAAGUCAUAGCUUGUGACCAACAGCCAGAUGCAUCUUAUGAUCACAGAGCUGACAUGUGGUCACUCGGCAUCACGUGCAUUGAACUUGCAGAUGGAGAACCACCUUUGUGCAGCAUGCAUCCCAUGCGAGCUCUCUUCCUCAUUCCACGGAAUCCUCCACCAAGGCUAAAGCAGCCUAGAAAAUGGUCACGAAAAUUGUUACAUUUUUUGGAUCUCUGCUUGAUCAAGGACUACACAAGAAGACCAGCAGCAGACAACCUACUCAAGCAUGAAUUUGUCAAUGUUCCUCAUGAUAGACAAGCUCGCAUUAUGCUCAAAGAUCUGAUUGAUCGAUACAAGAAGAAGAAGAGUCAGAACGAUGAGUACGAGUAUUCUGGAAGUGAAGACGAGGCUGGAGACGUGUCUGAAGCUGGAACUCUAAAGACAGAGCAAUCGUCUGCUGGUUUGUCAUUGAUGAGAGGAGGAGCUGGACCUUCAUCUCCAGUUGAAGCCGCAGUUCACGAAGGCAUCACUGACCUCAAAGCUUUAGGAGGCAACCGACGAGAAUCUCAAAUAAUUCGGGGACUAGCAGUUCCAACACCGGGCAUGCGUGCAGGUGAUGCACUUCAUUCUGCUGUUCAUGAAGACGAGGAGGAGGAUGAGGACGCAAACACACCCGUUGACAAAGAUGGAACAAUCUUAGCAUCCGAUCCCAUGAAACCAAUGUACGAGACGUUUGGAGAUACGAUGAUUGUCCACAAUGGAGCUGACAGAACUCCACUCAUUCAAGAUGCAGGCAACCGUGGACGAGGCGCUCUUGGAGCUUCGGAUGGAUUACAAAGACUCGACUCGUCCACUCCAUCUCGACCUGUGGCUAAUGGACUUGCUGCCGGUUCUAAUCCUCAUACGUCUCGAUUGAUGACGGGAGAAGUCAACGCUGCACCUAAACGUUCAUUUGGUGCUUUUGCUUUCAAAAGGCAUCAGACUCCUUCUCCGGUUGUUAAUGUGAGUCCAGUCCCGAGUGCGAUGGCGGUGGAGAGUCAGGCAAUGGCUCCUGAGAUACGGAAGUAUAAGAAGAAGUUUCAUGCUGAGAUUCUUUGUGCAUCGCUAUGGGGAGUCAAUCUGCUGGUGGGAACGGAGAAUGGACUGUUGCUACUUGACAGGAGUGGACACGGGAAAGUGUUCCCUCUCAUAUCUCGUCGUCGUUUUGCUCAAAUGGAUGUGCUUGAAGGUCUCAACGUGCUCGUCACGAUCUCAGGGAAACACAACAAGAUGCGAGUUUACUAUCUCAGCUGGCUGAGACACAAGAUCAUUCGAGGUGACGAGGUGAAAGAGAAACGAGGCUACGUGACCGUAGGUGACCUGGUGGGCUGUAUUCACUAUAAGAUUGCCAAGUAUGAAAGAAUGCGUUUUCUCUGCAUUGCACUGAAGGAUAGUGUUGAGGUGUAUGCGUGGGCACAGAGACCGUAUCACAAAUUCAUGGCAUUUAGAUCAUUUCCCGAAGUUGUUCAUCGUCCUCUUCUCGUCGACAUGACAAUCGAAGGGUCUAACAAACUGAAGGUUAUCUAUGCGUCUGCAGUCGGCUUUCAUGCUAUUGACAUGGACACGGGAUCUAGCUAUGACCUCUACAUGCCACCAAGACAUGGACGUUCGGGUAUUCAUCCUCAUGCCAUUAUUGCCUUUCCCGGUGUGGAUACUCAGGAGCUGCUACUCUGCUACGACAACGAAGGAGUGUAUGUCGAUACAUUUGGAGAUGUGGUAAGGGACAUUCGUCUGCAGUGGGGAGAAUUGCCUACCUCUGUUGCGUAUAUCGGAACCGGUCAGAUCAUGGGAUGGGGAUCAAAAGCCAUUGAGAUACGAUCAUUGGAAGCCGGGUCACUAGAAGGCGUCUUCAUGCACAAACGAACACAAAAACUGAAAUUUCUUUGUGAGAGAAACGACAAGGUAUUCUUUGCUUCGAUUCGAGGCAGCUCUAACUCGCAGGUCUACUUCAUGGCUCUCAAUCGAAGAAUCCCAGGAACAUAGAUUUGUACGUUGACAUGUGGUUGAUGGUAUUUUUAUUUUUAAUUGACUAUUGUAAGAGGUUGCAGGAGUAAGUAAUAGGUAACAGUACAGGACACUGAUGCAUCAUAAGAGUCUGCACUAAUACAGUAAAGUGUGUUCUAGACGUGCAGUGUUUAGCAUUGCCAGACUGGAUGUGUACAAAGCCUUUGUUGGUAAACUGAUCUUGUUGUGUUAGUGUUUAUGGAUACUAACAAUCAAUUUGCAUUGUAUUGGUGA
Messenger RNA from Corticium candelabrum, 2999 nucleotides. RefSeq names its product misshapen-like kinase 1. The transcript is spliced from 24 exons. Gene Ontology annotation, biological process: protein phosphorylation. Gene Ontology annotation, molecular function: ATP binding; protein kinase activity. The record is from RefSeq and is a predicted model, not a curated record. Lineage: Eukaryota; Metazoa; Porifera; Homoscleromorpha; Homosclerophorida; Plakinidae. Bases 168 to 2744 code for a protein of 858 amino acids.